Molecule: messenger RNA, 1084 nt
Organism: Hyphopichia burtonii NRRL Y-1933
Lineage: Eukaryota; Fungi; Ascomycota; Pichiomycetes; Serinales; Debaryomycetaceae
Gene: ILV6
Product: acetolactate synthase regulatory subunit
Exons: 1
Coding region: 112-1023 (303 amino acids)
Biological process (GO): branched-chain amino acid biosynthetic process
Cellular component (GO): mitochondrial nucleoid; acetolactate synthase complex
Molecular function (GO): acetolactate synthase regulator activity
Source: RefSeq, a predicted model, not a curated record
AAAAAAGCAGAGGUACGGAGGUUGUGCCCAUGAGUCAGUGAAAAAAAAAAUCGAUUUAAAAACGUCGUCGCCUGUUUGAUUAUUUAUAUGUUUCUUCACCAACUCUAAACCAUGUUCAACCCAAGUACUCGUGCUGCUGCUGGUGCAGUCAGUAAGAGGUUCAUUAGAAACAAAAUAACUUCGAGCUCGACCUCAGCACUUGCUUAUAAAACUUUACAUCGUAAUCAAAAAAGACCUCCAUUACCAACUUUAGAAACUCCAAAUUGGUCAGCGGAUGCAGCAGUUUCUUCUAUUCUUUAUGAAACUCCAGUUCCAUCCAAGGCUCCAAGAAAACAACACGUUUUGAAUUGUUUGGUUCAAAAUGAACCAGGGGUUUUAUCAUCAGUUUCCGGAACUUUAGCCGCUCGUGGAUUCAAUAUUGAUUCUUUAGUUGUUUGUUCAACUGAAGUUAAAGAUUUAUCAAGAAUGACCAUUGUUUUAGGAGGUCAGGAUGCAGUUAUUGAACAAGCAAGAAGACAAAUUGAAGAUUUAGUCCCGGUUUAUGCGGUUUUGGAUUAUACUAAUGCUCAAAUUAUUAAACGUGAAUUAUUAUUAGCAAGAGUUUCAUUAUUAGGUCCAGAAUACUUCCAAGAAUUAAUCGCCACUCAUAAAUUACAUACCAGUGAAGCAACCUCGAUCCCUGAUUUAAGUGCUACUGAACUGCAAUUCCAUCCAAAUAAUUUGGUUCCAAGUGAAGCUUUAAGACAAAAACAUCUUCAUUUAGAACAUAUUUCAACAAUCACCGAAAAAUUCGGCGGUAAAAUCGUAGAUAUCUCCACUAGAAACGUCAUUGUUGAAUUAAGUGCCAAACCAAGUCGUGUUUCUAGUUUUAUUCAAUUAUUACAUCCUUUUGGUAUUUUAGAAAUCGCCAGAUCUGGUAUGAUGGCUUUACCAAGAACUCCUUUGGAUGGUAAUAACGUCGAAGAUGAAGAACCUAUCGACGCUGCCGACAUCGUCGACGCUUCUCAAUUACCUCCUGGUUGAGUAUUUAUUAGUGUAAAUAUAUAUAUAUAUUGUUUAAUUCUAUUGAUUCUGUAAGAUUUUG